CAUCAGCCAUAAUAGAAUCACUUUCCUUUUUGUCUUUAGUGAGCGCGGUUGCAUUGAAGCAUUGAAGGCUGCAUUUAUUGUUCAAAAAACAUUCCUAAAUAUCCUGUCAGAAAGCUCACAAUGGCAUCGCUCCAACAGUACAGCAAAGCGGAAGUGGCCAAACAUAACACCCCCAAGGACCUGUGGAUGAUAAUCGACGAUAAGGUUUAUGACGUCACCAAAUUCCAAAAUGAACAUCCCGGUGGGGAGGAGGUUUUAAUCGAGUCUGCUGGCAAGGACGCAACCACGGAGUUCGAAGAUGUUGGACAUAGCACCGAUGCAAAGCAACAGAUGAAGCAAUACUUAAUUGGAGAACUUAUCGAGGCUGAUCGAAAGAAAAAACCAGCUGUGCCGGUCGACUUACAACGGCCACUCAUCAUUGCGGGUUCAGCGCUGGCCCUCGGAUUGGGACUAGUAAUUUUGUACAGAGCUUUUAAAAAGUAAAAUCUCCAUUGAAAUGUCUUGAACAAAUAGCGUAAAGAUCACAGGGUGAAUGAACUUUAUUAAAGCCGCUCAACAGAAUUAAUAAAAACCGUAGGAUCAAAGCCUAAGGAAUCUGUUAAAAGGCUUAGUAUUUAAUCAUCAUGCAUUACAAAGUAAGCUUCUAUAACCUUAUGAAAUUAAGAAUAAAAACCUAAAUACAA
Messenger RNA from Uranotaenia lowii, 683 nucleotides. Its product is annotated as cytochrome b5. The record is from RefSeq and is a predicted model, not a curated record. NCBI's taxonomy places the organism in Eukaryota, Metazoa, Arthropoda, Insecta, Diptera, Culicidae. Gene Ontology annotation, molecular function: heme binding. The transcript is spliced from 4 exons. The coding region runs from base 121 to 483 and encodes 120 amino acids. Gene Ontology annotation, cellular component: intracellular membrane-bounded organelle; membrane.